Pieris napi is the source of this 4278-nucleotide messenger RNA. It is a transcript of the gene pHCl-1, whose product is annotated as glutamate-gated chloride channel. The record is from RefSeq and is a predicted model, not a curated record. Gene Ontology annotation, cellular component: membrane; neuron projection; synapse. Bases 99 to 1838 code for a protein of 579 amino acids. Lineage: Eukaryota; Metazoa; Arthropoda; Insecta; Lepidoptera; Pieridae. Gene Ontology annotation, biological process: chloride transmembrane transport; regulation of membrane potential; chemical synaptic transmission. Gene Ontology annotation, molecular function: transmembrane signaling receptor activity; chloride channel activity; extracellular ligand-gated monoatomic ion channel activity. The transcript is spliced from 16 exons.
AGAUCUAGAAGAUGUUAGCUCGGCAAAGUAAGGCGUGGAGACGUUGAGAGUUUUCACAUGAGGACAACAUUCUGCAGUCAGCAGGAAGAUGUCCUAAUAUGGGUUGGUCAUGCGUCGUGGCACGCGCCGGAGCCUUCUUGCUGAUGCUCACCAGAGUAUCAGCACUCACAUCCGACAUUUUUGCUGCGGGGAAAUCGGACAAAGAGAUACUGGACAAUCUAUUGAAGAAUUCCCGCUACGACAAAAGACUGCUACCGCCAGUAGACGAUCCAGUGUUCUGUUGUGGUCUUACAACACCGAACGACACUUUAGCUCAGAAUAGAGUCGGCCUCUCCUCGCUUCGGCCUCAGUCGCACAAUCGUGGUGUCCUCACCGUAAAUGUUAGCGUGCUACUUCUUAGUUUAGCAUCACCAGAUGAAUCUAGUCUCAAAUACGAAGUCGAAUUUCUACUACAACAGCAGUGGUACGAUCCUCGACUACGUUAUUCAAACCAGUCUCAUUACGACUUCCUGAACGCCAUACAUCAUCACGAAGACAUUUGGUUACCAGAUACAUAUUUCAUUAUGCAUGGAGACUUUAAAGAUCCAAUAAUUCCAAUGCAUUUUGCGUUGCGUAUCUAUCGCAACGGCACAAUCAACUAUUUAAUGCGACGGCAUCUGAUUUUGUCGUGUCAAGGAAGGCUCAACAUUUUUCCAUUUGAUGACCCAUUGUGUUCAUUCGCCUUAGAAAGUAUUUCAUAUGAGCAAUCAGCCAUAACGUAUGUGUGGAAGAAUGACGAGGAUACACUCCGGAAGUCUCCAUCACUGACAACCCUGAAUGCCUAUCUCAUUCAGAACCAAACAAUACCAUGCCCUAUAAAAGCUAGUUGGAGAGCUGAUGGUAUUUCACUUUACGAGGAUGACGAAGAGCUGACAUGUAAUCUUUGCCAGAGACGCUUUGAGGAGCAAGGUAACUACAGCUGUUUAAAGGUGGAUCUCAUUUUUACGAGAGACCGAGCAUUCUACUUUACUACAGUUUUUAUCCCUGGCAUUAUCCUGGUGACCUCUUCCUUCAUCACCUUUUGGCUGGAGUGGAACGCAGUGCCAGCCCGUUCCAUGAUAGGUAAUUACAGCUGCCUAAGGGUGGACCUCAUCUUCACGCGAGAUCGAUCAUUUUACUUCACCACAGUUUUUAUUCCGGGCAUCAUUUUGGUGACAUCCUCGUUUAUUACUUUUUGGCUGGAAUGGAAUGCAGUACCUGCUAGAGUUAUGAUAGGUGUUACGACAAUGUUGAAUUUCUUCACCACCUCCAACGGGUUCCGUUCAACAUUGCCAGUUGUCUCAAAUUUAACGGCAAUGAAUGUAUGGGACGGCGUAUGUAUGUGCUUCAUCUACGCGUCUCUACUGGAGUUCGUUUGUGUCAACUAUGUAGGAAGAAAACGACCUCUACAUAACGUCGUGUAUAGACCUGGAGAAAAUCCCGUUACGCAGCGUCUACCAGCAGUUCUCAGCAGAAUUGGCAUUAUUCUGGCCAGUCCUUUGGAGGCGAUGGCCAUCCUCCAUUGGAGAAAUGAAACUCCCCAACCGGGAACGAGCGGUGCUGGAGAUAAAAAGCGUGAAUCAACGGGUGCCGCGGACUUGGUGACCUGUACAGCAUGUACGGGUGCACCAGGAUCUUGCACCCAUACGACAAACAACGGAGGUGUUACAGAGCCAUGUUUCGUCCAGGUCCGUAAAAAAGAGCCUCCACAUCCAAUCAGAGUGGCGAAGACUAUUGACGUCAUCGCGCGCAUCACUUUCCCGACGGCCUAUGCCGUGUUUCUCAUAUUUUUCUUCAUCCACUACAAAGCCUUCUCUUAAUGCUGCCUUAUCCAUACCCACGAGGUGCAUUUGACCGAAAUGUACCUCGAUAUUUUUCUAAAUCUACUCAUUUAUCACUGCUGUUUUGUACUUUGAGCAAAUCACGAAUCCUAAAAUAUUUUUGAUGAACAAAAAAGCUAUUUGUGAUUGUGAUUAUACCUAUGAACUGUUUGUGACAAAAUUUAUGUAGGCAAAUACAAUUAAUAGAGUCGUUGCUGCUUACGUAAUGUUAAGGUAUAUUUGUGAUAGAAUGUUAGUGCAAUUGGAGUUUUUACAGGUUUUGAAAUAGGUUCCAUUAAUUAUACAAGACGAAGAUCGUUUAAAUGUUUAUGAUAGAAUAAUGUGGGAACAAAUAAAUGUUAAAUGUACGCAGAUUGAUAACUUGAUGGGUUUAUCAUCCUUGUAGUAAAGAAAUCUAUUUCAAACCUCAAUUCAGUCCAAAUGAGUAUUAGCUAUAUUAUAUGAGAGAUUAAAAUAAUUUUAUAAACAAUUAAUUAAGCUGUUCACCAAUUAUUAUAGAUGUAGUAUCAUGCAUUUUAGUCUAGUCACUUUCCUACACAAUGUGAUAUUCUGAUUUCGUAUGGAGCGACAUUAUUACGACAGCGUUAUAUUAAAAACUGAUAAAAUGUUUAAUUGCUUAGAUUAAGGUUUUCAUUGUAUAUUAUAAGUUGUAGACUUUAAAACCUAAAAAGCUCAAAUUGUUAUGUUGUAUAAAGUUUAUUCACCUUUGAUUGAAUCAAUAACAGUACAAAGUUAUUGAAAAGAAUUAUGUAAAAUAAGAAUGUAAGUCACGUUUAUUUACUUUGUCCCCCAUAUAUAUCAAGAUGUACUUUAUGUAAAUUAAAAGCCAUGAACAUGCCUUCUAAGAAAUUUAGAAAAUAUUUUGUUUUGCUAAAUUAAUUUUUGAAACAAUGAUAAACCUUAGAAUAAAAACAAUGUAAAAUUCUAGCUUAGUUCAUUUUUAUGGCCCUGCAAUAUAGGCAAGUAAUUAAUUAUUAGGAUUAAUUCCAAUAUAUAUAAAUGAUAUAAUUCUAUUUUCUCAAAUAAUUUGAUAUGAUUACUAACAUUUGCUCUCUCUACACUGUUCCUUAGCUUAGCUUAUAUUUCACAACGUCCAAGAAAAUUCUAAAUAAUAUUAAUAUACUUUUAUGAAUUAAAAAUUGUCUGACACGUCAUUUAUUUGUAAUAUUAUUAUCUAUAAUAAUUUAUCGCCUUAUGUUAGCUGCUUACACAAUCUGUAGCUCUACCUGUAGUUCUUGCUUUAAAGGGUUACGAAUUUGGAGUUCGAGGCAUGGCUAUAAAUCGAUGACACCGUUUUGCUCAUAAGUUUUUUGAACAUUACAUCAUUAUAAAUCUAUAAUACUAAGUUUUUGUUGUUAAAAUUGUAUUAAUUUUUUCUGAUUGUUUCAUUGUCAAAGUGUUUUUUUAUACUCUUAAGUUAAGCUUUAGUUACAAAGCUACUUACGAGCUUGUCGAUAAACGUUGUCAUUGUUUUACAAGAUUUCCUUAGUACUUCAGUCAUGGCUUAAUCUCCAAAAUAAGCUUUUAAUUUUCAAAGUUUUUUAAUAUUUUAAUCCGUCCAGCAGCUGCUAUCGAAUUAGAACAUUGAUCCAAAGAGACCUGUAAAAGUUAUUGUAACCUACUGAUAAAAGAAUUUUCGUAAGUAAAUAAAUCGUGUUCUGUCACUUCGCUUAAUACAAAUGAAAACCCAAAAUGCAGAAGCUAUAAUUUAUAUGAAAAAAUGCUCCUAAGGGCACGCUUAACUUCUAUAUUUUAAAAGAUUUAUAUAUUGCGUAUAAGAGUAACAUUGCUACUUAUUUAGAAACACAUCAUUAAAGAUUUUGCAAGCACCUUGCCACUGCUUAUCACUUAAAUUAUGCGGACCAAAGUGUCAACUGUUUUAAAAAUAGUAAUUAAGUAGGCAUAUUGGUAAUUUGUAUAUUACCUAUAAUUUGUAUAUUGGAAGUACCUAUAUAAGAACACGUUUUGGCUGUGCUUUGAAUAUUAUGAUAGUAUAUAUUAAAGGGAUAAAAUAACAUUUCAAUUAAUUUAUGUACGUAAUUGUUUUGCUGGCGAAAAAACAUACGAAAGAGCUUGACCGCGAACAUAGUAGUUGAAAGGGUAUCAGAGCGAACCUAGCUUUAAUAUUAAUCGCGAAAUUUGAAUACAACUAAUUCGUAUAAAUUAACGUGAUUACAUGAAGUGAAAUCUGUUGUUAGGUGAACUAAUUCGAAGGCUACUUAGCCCUUAGCUAACAUUUAAAUGCCACUUUUUGCGAUUAUACCGUUAUGCGAAAAAGUGUUUCGUUAUCAAACCUUCCAAGACAUCAUCAACACAUAUUUUUUUAUUAAUUAAUGUGUGCUGAUUAUUCAAUGUUGAAUUAAGUAUUUCUUUAUGCUUAUCAUGAUCAAUAGUUGUUUUUAAUAAUCCAUAUCGUUUC